This is a messenger RNA of Hypoxylon fragiforme, 1306 nucleotides long. RefSeq lists its product as uncharacterized. Lineage: Eukaryota; Fungi; Ascomycota; Sordariomycetes; Xylariales; Hypoxylaceae. The record is from RefSeq and is a predicted model, not a curated record. The coding region runs from base 509 to 1186 and encodes 225 amino acids. The transcript is spliced from 2 exons.
UCUCAUCUUCGAUUCGUGAUUAGCCCAUAAUUAUCGUUAAUAUCCAAUCAAAUGCUUGUAAAGUGGGAACUUUCCCCUCCAGAUCUAUCACCCUAACCCCUGUAGAUAAGGACCAGACAAGAGAAAAAAAAAACCAGAGCUUAAGCUUUUUGUCAAAAGUCCAUUAACGUCUUUUUUUUUCUUUUUCUUUUCGCUUCGUCAUCGCAUCUGUGCUACAAACAAGCACAGGUACACGCACGACAAGCCCGUAAACGACGAAGAGCCGAAAGAGGAAAUCAAUAACCGUUGUACCACCUGGUUACAAAUGCAAGGACGGCAGAGGCGUUCCAAUUGACCGAUUUGAGAAUCUUUUGAUAUUAUCGAACAUACUGGAUCCGAUUAAUCUUUCGCUUCCACUCGCCCAGAAGCUCACACCGCGUCCGAACCCCGCGUAUCUCCACGAGUCUCAAAGCUGAUCGAUCGAAACAAACAACCAAUCAUCUCUUCCCCCCCCCUUCUCCUUUUCAAAAUGGCGUCUUCCAACAACACCCCAAUGCCGACGCCUCCAUCUCAACCUAACAACAACCCCCAACAACCGCAACCACAGCAGCCAGGCCUCCCCUUCUCCCGGCACCACAACCCCUUCGCGCACUGGAUCGCCCUCGGCGUGACCCCCAUCGCCCUCCUCGCCAUCGCCCUGCCCCCGCGCCGUCUCGACAUGCGCUUCGGCAUCCUCGGCGGCGUCGCCCUCUGGGGCACAAACCAGCUCGUGUACGACUACAGCGGGACCUCCACCUUCGGGCGCAUCUUCCGGAGCGUCGGGGACUUCAGCCCCGGCAGCGCUCUGCCCGAAAAGGCGCGGGAGACGCAGGCCCGGCUGCGCGCCGAGCGCGCCAGGAUAUCGCUGCGGGAGUCUGCUGGCACAGAGCAGAAGAAGAAGGAGGCAGAGGCGGAGGCGGAGGCGGAGGAGAAGAAGAAGCGCGAGAGAGGGAUCCUGGAGAAGGUGUGGAUGGGCGACAGCGGCGAGAAGUGGAAGGAGGAGCGCGACAGGAGGGAGAAGGCGGCGCUGAGCGAGGGCGGCGGCGGGUACUGGGGGUUGAUCGUCGAUCAGAUCGCUGAGGUGACGGGGAUUGGAGGAGGACAGAAGAAGGAGGAGGAGGAGGAGGAUGAAAAAGAUGGCAAACCGGAAAACACGAAAAAGCCUUGAUUGGUGCCAUACCAUUCGUUCCGCUGAGUGAGCGAAUUGUCUUCGUGAUACAGCAUAGGUAUGUACCUAAUGCGACCCUGUUUGCAUCUAUAUGAUUUCAUACUCUUGAAUUGUGAUGGA